Molecule: messenger RNA, 3913 nt
Organism: Alligator mississippiensis (American alligator)
Lineage: Eukaryota; Metazoa; Chordata; Crocodylia; Alligatoridae
Product: urokinase plasminogen activator surface receptor
Exons: 5
Coding region: 2805-3572 (255 amino acids)
Source: RefSeq, a predicted model, not a curated record
CGAUGAUCUAUUGAGGUCCCUUCCAACCCUAACAUCUAUGAAUCUAUGAAUCUAAAACCCAGGGUGUGGGCUUAGUCACCUUCGUAAUGAUUCCCAUAGCUUCCAGCGUUUCGAGGGCAGGCUUCAACUUGCCUAGGGUUGAAUAGGGAAUUUUUCUACACCCAUGGACAACUGGUGGUACUGCUGGGUCGACACAGAUGCGGUGGGUACCAGGAAAUUGGCCCAAACCUUCAAAAAUAUCCGGGUAUAGUUUGAGAAGGUCCGCCUUGGUUGCAGGUGCUGUCAGAGCCAUUCCAUGGACUUGUCUGAUAAGGUCUAAGGUGGUGCAUGCCACCCUGCCAAGUAUUGGUGGGUCACGAUUGUCUGUUAUAAAAGAAGUUAAAUCAGAUUCAUUAGCACCAGAUUUGCAGUGUGCAAUGAUUGCAUCCUGUGCUUUGAUGCGUGCAUUGCCAAAUUCAACCAAUGCAACAUGAGCUGGAGUCUUGUGUACUUUGGCCCAAACCCUAAGCCUUUGCUACAUCUGCUGGGAUAGUGUUUGCUUCUGCUCCAGUAGCUAACUUAAAAUCAACUGGCAAGCCAGUAAUCAUGACUGUGCUAUACCAGGCCUUCUGGUUAUCAAAGGUCUGUGAAAGCUACCUUGUCGAUCGAUAUAUAGGGUGCUGACUCUGUGCAGAUGUUGAAGCCUCUCCCUUUGAUGCACACAUUUUCACGAAGUGGUCCACUUCAGAGCAUUUGUAACAAGUUUCUCCAAAAGCUAGGCAGGACCGAGACUUGUGUGUGCUUCCACUCCUUCUGCAAGCUCUGCCUUUAGUUUGAUUGCCCACCUGUGCAGCAACCUUCACUGAUGGCUUGCUUUGUUUUUGCCAAGUGCUCUGGCAGCUUUGCUUUUGCUCAACUGUAUGCAAGCUUGCUUCCUUCUCCAGGCAUAACUCAAGCCUGAGCACUUGUGAAAGCCUUUGCCCUGCAGAUAACCACAGACAGUGCUAGGGUGAGGGAGGGAUUUUCCAGAAGCCCUUUCCUUGUGCUUGCAGUCAGUUAUGCAGAAGACAAUUUUGUCCCACAACCAUGAAGGAUGUGUGCCCCCAGUGGCUGGGGGAGUACGGUGGUGCUGGUGGUGGUGGGAGCGCGACAGCAGUAAGUGGGGGAGCUCCAGCAGAUGCCGCUGGUGCUGUCAGUGGUGGGGCGAGGAGGGGGUGGUGAGUGCCAAUCAGGGGUUGGCAAUUCCCCACAGACACCGCUGGCAGUGUUGGCAGCAGGGGUGGUGAGCAGUGACUGCUUGUUAAUUACUCAGUUAACGAACCCAAGCCCCAACCACAGGGCUAAAGCAAUGUCAGCGCCUGUCUCUGAGUAAACACCCCACUGCCCCACUCCAGAGCCAGCUGCAGCUCCUGUCCUCAUUAUGCCCACCCCGAUCCCCUCCCCGGAGUGAGCUACCACUCCUAUCCCUGUUACAUUCAGCUGAUGCCCUCCAGAGCUAGCCACAUCCCAGGGCCAGGCAAGAGGCCAAUAUGUAGUUUACAGCCCUUAGGCACAAUGCUCAGUACAGGUUCAUGCUGCAAACUGGGGAAUGUCCGCAGGCUGCACAGCUUUCUCCCCACCCAGAAACCUCGGUUCUCUACCUGCCCUGGCAGGGACUGUCUUCACAUCUGCCCUGGCCCUGGCAUAAGUUCAGAGUUGCUCCUUGACAAUUCCUGCCAGCAGUGCCCCUGGCAUGGUGGGGGUGCUUAAGAGCCCAGACACCUCAUUCUCUGGGGAGGAUUGGGGGCUUGUGGGUGACAGCAGCAGGGAGAAGGAGCCCGGAUGCCUGGGUUCUCUGGGAAGUAGGAUCAGGUGUCCUAGAACAAGCGGUGGGGUUGCAGACUGAACCCCUGGGUUCCCUUCCCUGAGCUCUGAGUCACCCUGUGCCUUCCCAUAGGCUCUCCCAGUGCCCAUAUAAGAGACAGACCAGUGCUGAGGGCACACAAGAGCCAUGAUGCCCGCCCUACACAUGGCCAUGCUUCUCAGGCUGCUCGUCAUUGGUGAGCAGGUCCCAUUCCCCCGCAGAGCCAGCUGCAGCUCCUGUCCCCAUUACACCCAGCUCAACACAGCGCCAGUUGCAGCUCCUUUCCCUAUUAUGCCCUGCCUGAUGUCCCACAGAGCCAAGUGCAGCUCCUAUCCCCAUUACACCCAACUCAACGCCUCCCAGAGUCAGCCACAGCUCCCAUCCCCAUUACAUCCAGCUCUGCCCCAAUAAAAUCAGCAGCAUCUCCCCACAGCCUCUGGCCUGCGCUGCCCAAAAUGCCUGCCUUGGCAGGCAAGGUUCCUUGGGUGAAUUUGAUAUCUUUUAUUAGACCAACCCAAAUAGUUGGAGAAUAGUUAUUAAGCAAACUUUUGGGUUCACAAACCCUUUGUCAGGGUAAGGAAGUGUCAGCAGUCGGUGUGUGCUCUUCCUGGAUGGAAUGAAAAGUAAAGAAGCCAGGGGCUGGGCUGGGGAGUCGGUUGCCAGGCAGAUUAUGAGGUGGUGACGUGCGCGCCGGGACAGAACACCUGCGUGGUGCAGCAGCUGAGCCUAUCUCCAGGUGAGACCCUGGUGGCUGGGGAAGCGGGGCCCAGAUGCCUGGCUUCCCAGGGAGGGGAAUGAGGGCUGGAGGGUGAGAGCAGGGGCGCCUGGGAGCCUGGGUGCCUGGGUUCCUUGGGAGGCUGCAGGGCUUGCUGGGUUGUCCCAGUCGGAUAAGAGUCCCUCCUGGGGUACCUGGCCAUCUGCUCCAGGCCCUGGACACCUGGGCUCUGGGCUCACCUCUGACCUCCUUCCCCCUGCUGCAGUCAUGGACAAUGCCCUGCGGUUGGGCUGCGCAGCUCUGACGACCUGUAAUCUGCUCCCCUUGGACACCGCAGCUGGACUCAGCGGAUCCAGCUUCUGCUGCACCACGGACCUGUGCACUAAUGGGAGCUACAUCCGUGACCCAGGUCCUGCCUGGCGUCUCCCGUGUCAGAGCUGCGUGGGAUCUGCCUCAACCUGCGGCCCUGACACCCCAACCUUAACCUGCCCUGGCCGCCAGGCCCAGUGUCUGCAGCUGUCCCGGCGCCUGCUGCCUGGGGAACAGGGAGACACUGUGUACAAGGCAUGCAGGUGGCGAGGGCCCUCUGAAGAGCUGCUGGCCCUUGCCACAGGGCCUGACCUGGCCUAUGUGCACAUGCAGCGCUGCCACAGCAUCGGUUUCAACAACGGCUCCUUUGCUGAGGUGCCUCGGGGGAAGCCCAAUGGGAAGCUCUGCUACAGCUGCAGGGAAAGAGGAGCAGGCGAGUGCAACCGUCAGGAGCUGCCGACCAUGAGCUGUACGGGGGCCAUGGACCAGUGUGUGAAAGUCCAGAGCACAGACGAGAACAACCCGGUAACCCUACUCCGUGGCUGCGCCAGCCCCGACCUCUGCCGCCCCUGGCAGUCCCUGGACCGCCUGCUGCUGCCUUCGAACCGCAAGGUCCAUUGCUGCUCUGAGAGCCACUGCAACCGCACAGGCCCCCGCUGGGACCCCCUGCCCUCGGUGAUGCUGCCCCUGGCAUUGCUGCUGCUGCUGGCGGGGGCCUGGAGCUGAGUUGGGGUGGAGAACCCAGGGGUCUGGACUGGGACCUGCUGGAGCCCAUUUGACCGCCAGGGGGAGCCAGGUGUCAGGACACUCACAGAACCCAGCUAUCUGAGCUCCAAAUCACAUGAGCACAAUCAGCUCCAGGGAACCCAGGUGUCCCUCCAAUAUAUCAUUACCGUCAUUGCUACUGUUGCUGCUGUUUUAUUGCCAUCAUCACUAUUAUUGUUAUUAGCAUAGUAAUAACAACAAAAGAACAAUAAUUCUAACAAUAAAACCACCACAAUAAUUCCUAUAAUAAUAAUAAUAAUAAUAGACAAUACUAAUAAAUGCAAUACAAAUAUAAUUCUUAA